UUUCUUUUUGAAGAAAGUUGUUUGCAGGUUUAAAAAGCUUAAAGAUACGUCCAAAAACCAUGUAUCAUCAUCCUUUCUUUUCUUACUUUUACCACCCCUCCUUCCUAGUCUUGCUCUUCUCUCUCAACAUGGCCAAAGCUGAUAACUUGGGACCAACAAAUACAAAAACAAUAGUAGACAAGACAGAGAGAGGGAGAGAGAGAAAGAGGCUGCAGGCCCAAAAACCAUAAAUAAAUAUAUGUGAUAGAAGGAGAAACCAACAGAGAGAGAAAGAGAAUAGGUCUUCCUUUCCUUGUGGUGGUUAAGCAGUGUUGUAGAGUUGCAAAAAGCAUGUUGAGACUUUGAGUUUAGAACUGUAGUGUUUCUUUCUGGGAUAAGAAGAAAAAGUCACAAUAGACUAUAAAGAAGGUUGAAAGAAAUAAUAGAGAGUUUAACUCUAAAGGCUCUAAUUGCCUAGGGAGAGAGAUGGUGGGCUCAGGAACAUCAGAUAGGAGCAAAGAAGCUGUUGGGAUGAUGGCCCUUCAUGAGGCCCUCAGAAGCGUCUGUCUCAACACAGAGUGGACUUACUCUGUCUUCUGGACCAUCCGUCCUCGCCCAAGAGUCAGAGGUGGUAAUGGGUGCAAGGUUGGAGACGACAACGGCAGCUUGAUGUUGAUGUGGGAAGAUGGAUUCUGCCGAGGAAGUUUGGAAGAGAUUGAAGGAGAAGAUCUAGUGAGGAAAUCCUUCAGCAAGAUGUCGAUACAGUUGUAUAAUUACGGAGAAGGGCUGAUGGGGAAAGUUGCAUCUGAUAAGUGUCACAAAUGGGUCUUUAAAGAACCAACAGAAUGUGAACCUAAUAUCUCCAACUACUGGCAAAGUUCUUUUGAUGCUCUCCCCCCUGAAUGGACUGAUCAGUUCGAGUCAGGGAUUCAGACAAUAGCUGUGAUUCAGGCUGGUCAUGGUCUUCUGCAGUUGGGCUCCUGCAAGAUUAUACCUGAAGACCUUCAUUUUGUGCUAAGAAUGAGGCAUACCUUUGAAUCUCUUGGCUACCAAUCUGGUUUCUACCUAUCCCAGUUGUUUUCUUCAACCAGAAGCUCAUCCUCUUCCACUUCCAUUCCUUCAAAACAAUCCGCCAUGCCAAUCCGACCACCCCCUCCUCUCUUCAACUGGGCACAAAGGCCACUCCCAACUCCCACUUCUAUGCUUCCUUCACCUAAUUACCAGAACCCGGCAGCAAGACUAGGCUUUCCCCAAGCCAAAGAUGAGACACGCAUGUUCCUGCAUCCUCAUUCAUCAUCUGAUACCCGAAUGGAAGACAUGAUUGGAGGAGUAGGAGGUGGCGGAGAUCAGCAUGAAAAUGACAUCAAAUGGCCCAAUGGUUUGUCGUUCUUCAAUGCACUCACUGGAAGAAGUGACGAUGCGAAGCUUCUGUUCAACACUGACAACUUGGGAAACAAACAGGAGAACCAAAACCAUCACCCCAAUUCAGAUAAUGCUUGUCCUGGAAAUUCAAACGAGCGAUUGAGUUUAGACAGCCACACAGCUGAGGUUGGUAGGAAGAAUAAUAGCAUGGAAAACAAGUUCAAGAGGAGCUUUACUUUGCCUGCAAGAAUGGCUGCAUCGUCUUCUUCCACUUCGGUCAAUCAUCAUCACCACCAACAAGUGGAGUACAGGAAUUCUGAGCACGGGGGUUUGUACACUGAUGUCAUGGAUACCUUCUUGGAUUGAUCAUGAUAAUGGUCCCAGUAGGGAUAUGUAAUAGUGGGCAAGGGUUGGAAAGGUGCUGUACGUAUCUAGGCAACUAUUUUCGGUUCCCUUGCAACCCAAUAGUUUCCUUUGUUUAAUUUCAUGCUCUCAAUAUUAUGUGUUUCAAUCCUCUCUAUAUAUUGUUUUCUUUGCUUGUUCAUUUGUUGUAGUCUUGUAGUUCUUUCAAAAUAGACGAGUUUUUUUUUUA
Molecule: messenger RNA, 1933 nt
Organism: Humulus lupulus (European hop)
Lineage: Eukaryota; Viridiplantae; Streptophyta; Magnoliopsida; Rosales; Cannabaceae
Product: protein RICE SALT SENSITIVE 3-like
Exons: 7
Coding region: 466-1707 (413 amino acids)
Source: RefSeq, a predicted model, not a curated record